Messenger RNA from Rubroshorea leprosula, 1242 nucleotides. The record is from the annotation of a GenBank genome assembly. Lineage: Eukaryota; Viridiplantae; Streptophyta; Magnoliopsida; Malvales; Dipterocarpaceae.
GCUUUGUUUGUGGAUUAUUAUUGAGAAUAAGUGGUUGAAAUUGUGCAAAACCUAAACCAUACCCUUUAGGGUUGCAGAACAUUUGGGUGGUUAUAUGCCUCCUGUGUUGUGCUACAGUGCCCUUUGCUACAAAUGAAGGAGUUGUUAGCUCAGGCGUUUUCUCUAGGACAAAAUGGUACUUUAAGGAUAUGCUUUAGAUGGACUUUGUAUAUAUGCCCCCCUAAUCUAGGGAUUUACCUUCGAUUUUGCUAUGUGCUGUUUCUUGACCGUUAAGACUAUGAAGGUCUUAAAUUUAAGUUAGAGUCUCCAACCUCAAAAUGGCUUUAGUUUUCUUGAUGUUUUAUCCUAGAGCUUGGAAUACAUUUAAGUUACUGGAAUGUAAUGUUAGUUAUAGAGGCCAUUAUUUGGAACUCGAAUUUUAUGCAAGAAAAGUUUAGAUCCUCCGUAAUUCCUUGAUUUGAUUUCGCUUAAUCUUCUAAAUUCUUAAUUUAAGUUAUAUCUUUGAAAACAUUUGGCUAACCAAUUUAUUGUGAGAAUGGGAAAUUUGUCCACAUAGAUUUUUUUUUUUCUAAAGCAUUUUCCUUGGCUUAUGCUUGCAUUCUUGAAGAAUUUUGAGCUAUUCUUUCACAAGCUACCCAUUGGGUUGGAGGCCAUGAUUUAGGUCUCAAUUCGACCAGUGUGUCAAAAUUCAUGCCAUGCCAUUCCUUGUUAGCUCGUUUUAUUUUGGGUUCAUAGCAUAGUAAAGCUAAUGUUUUCGGUAGCCUUGGUAAGAAUCUCAUCUGCGUUUCUUUGGAAUGCAAAUUAAUUCUGCUUUAUUCUGGUUCUGCUCUGUCCUUCCAGCAUUCUGUUUUUGUGGAAUUUAUGGUCUCUGAUUUUGUUAUGACUUUCUCUGAUUUGGAAAUGAUCUAGAGUCUGAUUUGGGGUUCAUGAUCGUGAAAAAGGUUUGUCCCUUGAUUAGCAAAGAGCGAUUUUGUAGUGGUGGCUUCAUGAUUCCCUCCGUUGCUUUGAUUUUUCAGAAAUAUUGAUUUAUUGAUUCUGCACUGCUAUGGCCAUAUGAUGGUUGUCAUAUGAUGGGCACUAGUUGUCUUAGAUUGCGUGAAGCCAUUCACCAGUCUAAAUGAUUCUAGAUUUGAGUUUUGGGGACAAAACUCCUUUUUAGGAGGGGUGGAUGUAAUACCCCAAAAUUUAUAGAGCAUUAAAGUGAGUUAGGGACCUAAUUGUGAAGAAAUACUAUUAAUGAAC